Molecule: messenger RNA, 6742 nt
Organism: Coregonus sp. 'balchen'
Lineage: Eukaryota; Metazoa; Chordata; Actinopteri; Salmoniformes; Salmonidae
Source: the annotation of a GenBank genome assembly
AUGGCUUGGUUUCAAUUUCAGCUCAUUGGAUACAAUGAGAAGCCAGUCAACCUGCAGAUUUUCAUUGGAACGGCAGACGAUCGCUACUUGAGACCACAUGCCUUCUACCAGGUGCACAGAGUAACGGGGAAAACGGUGGCUACUGCUUGCCAGGAAAGUGUAAUAAGAAGUACAAAGGUUCUGGAAAUACCUCUCCUCCCAGAAAACAAUAUGUCCACAAGGUACUGGUCAUAACCAUGCAAGAUUUAUGUUUUCAAAGGCUAAAAAUAUAACAUUUGUGCUUGUAAUUUAUUGGUUUUAUUAUCUAAAAUGUAAAAUGGCUUCCACUGUGAAUUCUAUUCAUUUUUAAAGAUUUAGAACAGAUCAUAGCAUGUUAAAAAUGGGAACGGAUUGUCAUCUGAAGAAUAAGCAUAUUUCUACAUCUAGAAAAAAAGAUUGAAACAGACCAUAGCUUUGCUAUGUUGUCAUGGAAAUGUGGCUGCCUUCCAUAAUAGAAAAAUCCAGGCAUUGUUUUGUCUCGAGACUAGAUCUCUCUCACACUAUCUGAUACAUGUUGUGACUAAUCAACAAACUGCAAAACACCAUAAAAUUACACAUGAAAAAUGUGAACUAUUUAUAGCAUUAUGGGCCUACUUUAUUAGCUUACUGUCAUUAUUCAAAUGGGCAUUUUUAUAUUCAUAUGGCCUUUAUAUAAUGUUGUCUCAUGCUUGUAUAUCCCCCUCUACAGUAUUGACUGCGCAGGCAUCUUGAAGCUGAGGAACUCUGACAUUGAGCUCAGGAAGGGGGAGACAGACAUCGGGAGGAAGAACACACGUGUGCGAGUGGCAUUCCGUGUGUAUAUCCCUCAGCCCAGCGGCAAGGUCCUGUGUCUGCAAGCUGCCUCUAUUCCUGUGGAGUGCUGUGAGUAUCUUUAUUCAGUAGGCCUACAUACUGUAUAUGGCAGGGUUCCCCAACUGGCGGCCCACGGGCCAAAUUUGGACCGCAGGUGAUUGUUCCGGCCCCGUGACCAUCCACUCAAGAAAAAAUCGGCCUGCGACUGAAUCUAGUUGAUGAUCCCUGCUACAGUGGCUUGCGAAAGUAUUCACCCCCCUUGGCAUUUUUCCUAUUUUGUUGCCUUACAACCUGGAAUUUAAAUUGAUUUUUUGGGGGGUUUGUAUCAUUUGAUUUACACAACAUGCCUACCACUUUGAAGAUGCAAAAUGUUUUUUAUUCUGAAACAAACAAGAAAUAAGACAAAAAAAACAGAAAACUUGAGCGUGCAUAACUAUUCAUAUAAUUUCCCUGUAUUUAGUGCCAUCCAUCAUACCUUCAGUUUCCCAAUACCUGCCGAUGAAAAACAUUCCCACAGCAUGAUGCUGCCACCACCAUGCUUCACUGUAGGGAUGUUGUUCUCGGGGUAAUGAGAGGUGUUUAGUUUGCGCCAGACAUAUUGUUUUCCUUGAUGGCCAAAAAGCUCAAUUUUAGUCUCAUCUGACCAGAGUACCUUCUUCCAUAUGUUUGGGGAGUCUCCCACAUGCCUUUUGGCAAACACCAAACGUGUUUUCUUAUUUUUUUCUUUAAGCAAUGGCUUUUUUCUGGCCACUCUUCUGUAAAGCCCAGCUCUGUAGAGUGUACGGCUUAAAGUGGUCCUAUGGACAGAUACUCCAAUCUCCGCUGUGGAGCUUUGCAGCUCCUUCAGGGUUGUCUUUGGUCUCUUUGUUGUCUCUUUGAUUAAUGCACUCCUUGCAUGCUCCGUGAGUUUUGGUGGGCAGCCCUCUGUUGGCAGGUUUGUUGUGCCAUAUUCUUUCAAUUUGUUAAUAAUGGAUUUAAUGGUGCUCCGUGGGAUGUUCAAAGUUUCACAUGGUGCCGCUUGCUUGGUGGUUCCCCUUGCUUAGUGGUGUUGCAGACUCUGGGGCCUUUCAGAACAGGUGUAUAUAUACUGAGAUCAUGUGACAGAUCAUGUGACACUUAGAUUGCACACAGGUGGACUUUAUUUAACUAAUUAUGUGACUUUUGAAGGUAAUUGGUUGCACCAGAUCUUAUUUAGGGGCUUCAUAGCAAAGGGGGUGAAUACAUAUGCACGCACUACUUUUCCGUUAUAUUUUUCAUUUCACUUCACCAAUUUGGACUAUUUUGUGUAUGUCCAUUACAUGAAAUCCAAAUAAAAUCAAUUUAAAUUACAGGUUGUAAUGCAACAAAAUAGGAAAAACGCCAAGGGGGAUGAAUACUUUUGCAAGGCACUGUAUAUAGUAUGUACACUAGCUGGUUGAGAGAAUGCCAAGAGUGUGCAAAGCUGUCAUCAAAGCAAAGUGUGGCUAUUUGAAGAAUCUCAAAUAUAAAAUAUAUUUUGAUUUGUUUAACACUUUUUUGGUUACUACAUGAUUCCAUAUGUGUUAUUUCAUAGUUUUGAUGUCUUCACUAUUAUUAUACAAUGUAGAAAAUAGUAAAAAUAAAGAAAGACUCUUGAAUGACUAGGUGUUCUAAAACUUCUGACCGGGAGUGUACAUACAUUCAAAGAUACUGAGUUUUUCUUGAUUAUGGGACUUGACCAGGAAUAGUCUUUAUUUAUAUAACCUGUAUUAAGUAAUUGGCUAUAAUAAUUAGGUAAGGCUAUAACUAGGGGCCAGAGUUUUCCCCUUUUAUUUAUUUUAUACAGAAGCCUACAUAAUGUUGUUUUACUGUACAGUAUAUUUAAUAGUUAAAUGUAAUUGGCUUGCAGCCCAGCGCUCGGCCACAGAUCUUCCCCAGAUGGAGAGCUGCAGUCCCGUCAGGUGCUUGGUCAGUGGGGGGGAGGAGAUGGUCAUCACUGGCUCCAACAUAUCCCCAGAGUCAAAGGUCAUCUUCCUGGAGAAAAGCCCUGGUAAGAGACGGUGACGCUGCCCAACUUCAGCAGAGGUUUAUUAAUGUGUUAUUAAUUGUGAUGUUUUAUCUCUCCAGAUGGACACACACAAUGGGAAGUUGACGGAAAAGUUAUUGGAGAAAAGAGUAAAAGAGUAAGUAGUAAUGUACAUUACGUUAUUAAAAGUUACAUGAAAUGGACUUCACAGAAACUGUGGAUCCCUUGAAUAGAUAAUAAAUCAUUUUGAAACAUUCUCUUUGCAGUCCAGAAUCGUGGUUGAGAUUCCUACCUACCACAACACCACUGUGAGCUCUGCAGUCCAGGUGCAGUUCUACGUGUGUAACGGGAAGAGGAGAAGAAGCCAGACACAAAACUUCACAUACUUGGCUGGUGCUUCUCCACACCAUUAUCCCACUGCCAUUGACUGUGCAGUUGUGGCUACUCGGGUGAAGCAGGAGCACGGAGACUCAGCCUAUCUGUCUACCUGCACCAAUCCCCCUGGCCUGUAUCCAACCAGCAGCCAGCUGACUUCUCCUGAUGGGGCCUUCUCUCAGGACAGGCCCUUGUAUGGUUCCUCUGGUGUCCACCCAGUGCCUUGUGGUCCAUCCUCCCAGGCAGCAUACACUCCCUCUGGCUCCGCGCCUCUUCAGCACUCCCCUCACCUCCACAGCUACAGCCCCCUUAUGGGAUACCAGCGGAUAAGCCUUAUGCAUACACCUGACCCCAUGCCACCCCCUCGGACAAGGCCUGUCUACCAGGCCACACAACACAAUGUGCCUUACAGCGGCCAGGCCAGCUCUCCCAUGAGACCUGGCCCUGCCGCACCCCAGGUCAAUCGACCUCAGUCUGCCCAGACCAGACCAGCUGCCUCCAGCCCUCAUAGGGAAAGUGUGAUGUACCAGAGUCUCAUUGGACCUGAUCUCUCUGGCGCCACUCUCCAGUCUGCAAGAACCCACACCCAGAAUACAACCCAGCUGCACUCUCUAAGCUACCACUGCUCCCACUCAGACUCUGACCUAGCAGCCUUACAGGCUGAGUAUAAUUUGAGCUAUCACUCUGCCAGAAACUUGCCUGCCUCGUAUUCCCCCACCCCUGGAGCACAAGCAACCUGCUCCACCUCCCCGUCAGCAUCAGCCUCCUCUUGGGGUCCCCUGAGGCACCUGUCCCCCAGCAGAGCCCAGGGCCUGGCCUCUAGUAUCGACCCCCAGGAGUGUCCCCCAGCCCCCAAUUUCCUCUUCUCAAACGACCAAGGGAAAGUGAACAUCAAGCAGGAACCAGAGGAGAAGCUGCCCCUCGGCUCCAUGGGGCUCCAAGAGAUCACACUGGAUGAUGGUAAGAGGCUCAGAUGAUACAUGUUUUCUAGGGUAUUUAGAGCACAGUUACUACUGGGCCAUUAGUUAUGAAUGAAGCGACAGAAUAGAUGAUUUUACCCUCUCUGAUCGGUUUUAUUUAUUUUAUUCUCAGGAGAGUUACUUUAAACAAUCAGUUAGAAAGCAGAAAUAAAGAACAUUACAGUGCAGGAAUCAAUGGAUGCCGUUGCACUGUGGGCUAGGUGAUAGGCAGCAGUAGGACUGGCUGUAAUUACAAGCCUUCAGGGGCCAGGCAAUGAACCAUAAAGCUCUCAGGCUCUCACCAUGCCGACCAGAUAUUGUAAUUAAUCACCUCUCGCUGGACGGACUUUGUUUGUCCCGACCACACAGUCAGUGACUGUGGCCCAGUUUUGUUGUCACCAUAGGCAUAUGCCCACUAGGUCUUUGUUUGCUAUCCUACAGGGCUGCAUGGCUGCCUGCCCAUGUGUGUGUGUGCGCGAUUGUGCACAUAUGUGUAUGUGUGUUUGCGUACAUUAUGAUCUAGGUCAGGGCUCUCCAACCCUGUUCCUGGAGAGUUACGUCCUGUAGGUUUUCGCUCCAACCCUAUUCUAGCAUACCUAAUUCUAAUAAUUAGCUGGUUGAUCAGCUGCAUCAGGUUAGUCACAACUGGGGUUGGAGUGAAAACCUAUUACUGGGUAGCUCUCCAGGAACAGGGUUGAAGAACCCUGAUCUAGGUUAAUUAUAGGCAGGGGCCCUGGUUGCUAGUUGAGGAGAUUACACUUUUAACUGUGGUUGGAAUAGCCUAGACACUAUAAUCACACAGAGGAGGCUAAAGGUACCUUGCAUGCUAAUCUGCUUCAGUUACUGUCUGUGGCACAGCUGUCACAGGGCAGUGAUGGCAGGAAUUCAUAACACCCGCACAACCCCCUCACUACAUACGGCUUGGAAAUAAGACCACUGGUCUGAGUUGGUGGAAGGGUCCUCUUUGAACUUGACUUUCACCCUAGAGGGUUUCUGAUACUUAAAUUAAGAUACAGCAAGCUUAUGCCACAUUAGGUGAUAUUAGAUAAUGAUUUAAUUCAAAGGAUUGAAUCUAUUUUAAUUUCAAAUGACAGUGAUGUCAUUGAUCUACAGUGAAAAAUGUAUGCACUCACUAACUGUAAGUCGCUCUGGAUAAGAGCGUCUGCUAAAUGACUAAAAUGUAAAUGUAAAAUGUGCUGGGAUCUUUUAGUUUUAGUGAUUUUGUUUUGCUUAAAGCAGAAACUAGUUUAAGGCCCUUACAGUGUCUUGUAACUGGUAUUGGAGGAAGGGAGCUGGUGCAGUCAAGCUGUCUGAGUUCCCGUCAGUCUGUUGGUUGGGACAGCCAGGGACUGGAUAUUUCGGCCCCACGGUGCUAGCCUGGUGCUGUGUGUUUGUUUACAUAUGUUUGUUUGGGCUGCAGGUAAGCGGUUAGAGCGUUAGGCCAGUAACCGAAAGGCCUAAAGGGUUGAAUACCCGAGCCGACAAGGUGAAACAUCUGUCGGUGUGCCCUUGAUCAAGGCACUUAACCCCAAUUUGCUUCAGGGGUGCCGCACUACUAUGGCUGACCCUGUAAAACAACACUUUUCACUGCACCUAUUCGGGGUAUGUGGCAAUAAAACAAGUGUUUUGUUGUUGUCUAUCAUCUACCCUCAUACACAGCUUGGGUUUCAAACACACCACAUUUUCAUGGGCAGGCUAUGAAUAGACAGUGUAUAUGUGGCCAUUCAAUCCAUGUGUUUUUGUUGCACUGUGGGGAAUAUAAAUAGACAUCACAAAUACAGACUGGAGCCUCAGCCUUCCACAUGGAUCACACCCUUUGAUAAAGCUCCAGAAUAUGUUCUCACCAUACAGCCAAUUCUAACCUUUAGACCAGGCCUCAAUGCUUGGUUGUUUUUCAUAAUGUGUGACAUCUCUAGAUGGAGAGUGUCACUAAAAUAACACAAUGUACAGAUGUAGGAUCUUAAUUUGAUCAGUAUUUUGUUGAUGAGGAUUUUCCUGCACUGCAGAAAAUGCAAAUGCUUCUAAAGUUUGUAAUUUCCACUUUAAAAUGUCAGACCUGAUUUGCCCUAACGUAAAGUUUAUCAACCCCUACAAAGAAUAUCCAUUAAUUAUAAUUGACAUAAUCAUUCACAUUUCCUGUUGCUGCAGGAUUCUUUUCCAGCUUUAGCAAACUGGCUCAAAUUAAGUUCCUACAUCUGUACCAACAAUGCACUGUAUGUUUUUACAUUUUACAUUUACGUCAUUUUUAGCAGACGCUCUUAUCCAGAGCGACUUACAGUUAGUGCAUACAUUUUUUAUUUAUUUUUUAUACUGGCCCCCCGUGUCAGUGUUGUAUUGCUUGAUGUGUCAUUUACUUACUUUUACGUUUGGGAUUUGGUUUAGAUUUAAAAGAUGGGCAAUGCUGCCCUCAGAUGGCUGAAUCAACUAUAAAGAAACCAACGACGAGACUUGAAACUAAACCCCUGUGUGUCUCUCUUUUGCAGUGAAUGAGAUCAUCGACAGAGACAUAUCUCAGCUCAGUGGUGAUGGUGCAGCAGAGUCCAGCCAACCAGGACAGGAUCCUUAUGGAUGGGAUACUGUGAUACUCCAGUGA